AUGUCUGAUGUAAAAAGUUUGCUUGAAGGUUGCGAUAGAUUGACUGGACUUAAUGUAACAAGCUUAGGUGGGACAAUUGUGAACGAUCAUAACUGCGAUGUACUUCUACCUAAACAAGUUUUCAUUGAUGAACCGCUAUUUCAGUAUGAUCUAGCUGAUUCGAAAAAAUUCUACACGAUUAUUCUGGUAGAUCCAGACGCACCACCACAAAUUGAGGGUGAAUUUUUUCUACAUAUGCUUAAGUCUAAUAUACCGGGACUAGCUUUACGAGUAAAGGAAAGCAGUAAGACUAUUGGCAUUGAUUAUCGAGGUUAUAAAGCUCCAGCGCCACCUCGGGGCACCGGUCUGCAUCGCUACAUAGCGUUGCUGUACGAACAAGCCGACGGUAACAAUUUCCUUCCUAACGUACCAACGUCUCGCAGCCGCUUCGCGCUCGCUAAUUGGUUGCGCGGGAAAAGCUUGUGCGGGCCUGUGGCAGCAACGCAGUUCAGAUCACAAUUC
Iphiclides podalirius (scarce swallowtail) is the source of this 501-nucleotide messenger RNA. The record is from the annotation of a GenBank genome assembly. Lineage: Eukaryota; Metazoa; Arthropoda; Insecta; Lepidoptera; Papilionidae.